CCGGUCCAUCCAGGGCAGGAUGGGUUCAGCAGGUGGGGCCCAGGGUCGGGCUGAUGCCCGGCUGGCCCCGUUCUUGGGGGGACGGGGGCGGGGGAGUCACAGCUCCUCUGGGAGCCCCGUGGCCCAUCCCAGGCAGACCCGGCCGCCCCCCAGGCCUGGCCCUGCGUGCACGGGCCCGGUCCUAGGCCGCGGUGCUGUUCUCGCAGCCGCCGCCGGCACCGGCAGCCCGGGCGCCCACUCCGGCAUGACCACGCGGGAGCUGCAGGAGUACUGGAGGGGCGAGAAGGGCGACCGCAAGCCCGUGAGGCUGAUCUUCGACAUCGCCUCGGCCCGCAUCGAGGAGGGGACGCCGUGCAGGUUUGUGAUGUACCAGGUGGUGGUCAUCCAGACGGGCAGCUACGACAGCACGAAGGCGGUGCUGGAGCGGCGCUACUCGGACUUCGAGGCGCUGCAGCGCGGCCUGCUGCGCGCCUUCCCGGAGGAGAUGGAGGACGUGGCCUUCCCCGGGAAGCGGCUGCUGGGCAACCUGGCGCCCGCGCUGAUCGCCGCGCGCUCGCGGGCGCUGGCCGAGUACCUGCGGCAGCUGGCGGGCCUGCGCUGCGCGCGCCGCUCGCGGGAGCUGCUGGACUUCCUGACGCGGCCCGAGCUGCGCGAGGCCUUCGGCUGCCUGCGCGCCGGCCAGUACGCGCGGGCGCUGGGCGCGCUGGGCCGCGCGGGGCCGCUGCAGGCGCGGCUGACGGCGCACCGGCCGGCCGCCGCCGCCCCCGCGCUCUGCGCCGCGCUGCUCUGCCUGCGCGAGCUCGAGCGCCCCCUGGAGGCCUUCGCGGCGGGCGAGCGCGCGCUGGCGCGGCUGCGGGACGGGCACCGCUACCUGGAGCCGCUGCUGGACGCCAUGGUGCGCCUGGCCCGCGCGCUGGGCCGGGACUGCGCGCCCCUGCAGCGGCGCCUGGAGGACUGCCAGCUGCGCAGGCCCGGCCCGCGGGGCCUCACGCUCAAGGAGCUGGCCGUGCGCGAGUACCUGGACUGAGCCGCUGCAAGCUGCAGGCCCGGGGUCCCCGGGGCUGUCCUUGGGGCGCCUCCUGGAUGCAACAGCCACGUGGGGCCGCUUAGAGUCCCCCAUUUCCCCAGCUGCGUCCAGCGGAGCCCCCGCCCCUGGCCCCCAACUUCUCCUCCUCCCCCCCUCUCCCUGUGUCCCUUAGAUGCCAGGCAC
Molecule: messenger RNA, 1210 nt
Organism: Pipistrellus kuhlii (Kuhl's pipistrelle)
Lineage: Eukaryota; Metazoa; Chordata; Mammalia; Chiroptera; Vespertilionidae
Gene: SNX20
Product: sorting nexin 20
Exons: 2
Coding region: 20-1027 (335 amino acids)
Biological process (GO): protein transport
Cellular component (GO): early endosome membrane
Molecular function (GO): phosphatidylinositol phosphate binding
Source: RefSeq, a predicted model, not a curated record